AUGUCCAAACUGCCUGGCUACUUACCGCUAUCAACCAGUGCAUCAACAGACAUUCCAGAAAGAUACACAGAUCACCCAUUCAGAGCAAUUCCAUCAUUCGGUUAUCCAUCUGACACUCAUGUGGUCGUUCUCGAAGAGCUCGAUGGAAAUAGUCCACCAGAAACUCCUUUAAACGGGUAUUUCAUAUAUAAGGAAGAGAGAAGAACCCCCAAAAAGAUUGCCGUGCGUACAUUGAUGGCAUCGUUCCUAUUACUUGUAUCUGGUCUUCUUCUUUGGAAACUUGUUCAUUGUCAAAGUAAUGACAUGAGUGUUGGUUACGAGGAAUAA
Messenger RNA from Paraglomus brasilianum, 327 nucleotides. NCBI's taxonomy places the organism in Eukaryota, Fungi, Glomeromycota, Glomeromycetes, Paraglomerales, Paraglomeraceae. The record is from the annotation of a GenBank genome assembly.